This is a messenger RNA of Chara braunii, 1019 nucleotides long. Lineage: Eukaryota; Viridiplantae; Streptophyta; Charophyceae; Charales; Characeae. The record is from the annotation of a GenBank genome assembly.
GGUAAGGAAGCGUGGGAGAUCGUCGGCGCAGAUUUCAAGGCGGUUUAUACGUGGACAUGGCUUCAAUGGGAGACACGCAGCGAGGAGCCACCGGCUGGCUCUCAUUCAUUCGAGAAGCUUGCUGUCGUUUGCAGGCGAUGGUAGAUGUACUGCGAUCACAUUUGGGGGUUCAAUUUGUGGCUGAUGGGGGGGCAGCUUCAUCGAACCCGCCGUUUCAGGGUGGGAUGACGAAUAUGUUGCAGGUCAUCUGGGAGCUGGAGGAGGGGUCAGCUUUGGAAUGGGGAGGUCUCAUGGAUGAUCAACAGGAAGAGACUCUGAUGCGGCGCUGCUACGACAUCUUUGAGAAGGGGCAAGAUGUUUUUGCAGCGCUGGAGGAGGAGUGGUACCUGCACCUGGAGACGGGGGAUGAAGAUAAUAUUGACGCAUGUAUCAUCAGCACCGACGAGCUUGAAGGGGGCCAAGCUCGUGUGGAUGAUGCCCUCACUGCCGACAAACACAUCAACAACAAUAACAAUCUCGUGCCGGUCUGUGGUUCAAACAUGGAGUUCGCGAGCUCGGGCGCAUGUGACAACAACAACAUCGAUGACAAGAAUGACAGCAAUAACACCAUUGGCAACUACGAAGUAGGGUCUGUGGGCACCAGCAACACCACAAUCGUUGACUAUUCCGCCGGUGCGUGUGUGCAAAGUGCGUCUUCGUGCGUGCUGGACUACAACAACAAUAACAACAACAACGGCAACAACACAAACAACAACAACAAUAUCAGCGCCGUCGGUUUGGUGAGUGUGGUGGGGGUUUCUGUUUUCUCCCCUCCUCCCUUUUCUCCCCCACGGUCCUUUCUUCUUUGUGAUCGUGCUGACGAUUCGGGGGGAUGGCGAGAGGAUGGGUGUGGGAGACAGGCAUGGGUGGGAUGGGUGCGUGAGGGGGUGGGUUAGAGGUUCGUUUGAUAUUGGAUUUGCUUCCCCUCACCUGUAGGCUGCCACGUGGAAAAACCCGUUCUAGCCACGUGUUAACAAUGU